AUGGAGGCCUUCACAUUUGCUGUCUCCACCCAGGUGGACUUUCCGAUUCAAAUCAAAAUUGGCUCUUUGGAAGGGAAGCAAAAAGAGGUCCCCUUUUCUACACUCCUCAAGCGACCGGAAUUGCGACACCUCGGUUCCGUGCAGAACCCCACCUCCGAUCUGUUCGUCACAGUACAACUAUGGUCAGACUCGAAACCACUGGGGGUGCCUUUGCAAACCUCAUAUAGGACCUUCAAAUCAGUCCGCGCUUGGAAUGAAUGGCUACAGAUGCCUAUGUCCCUCAAGGAUGCCCCGUAUAAGUGCCAGCUUGCGAUAACCAUUUGGGAUUUGUCUCCAUUUGGAGGCGAGGGUGCGCAAGGCCAUUACAUCCCAUUCGGCGGGACAACAAUAUCCCUGUUUGAUGAAGAAGGUAAAUUGAAGAUGGGGAGGCAGAAGUGCAAAGUAUAUCGCCACAAAGCUGCCGAUGGUUUCUCUUCCACAACUACCCCUUCUGUCCCAUCAACGAAGCGGCGGAAGGCCAAUGCUCCUGAUCCGUUGGGCCCUUCUCCCGAGGAGAUAGAGCUGGAACGAGUAGAGGUUCUGAUCAAGAAGCACGAAAUGGGGGAGAUACCACGCAUCGAUUGGAUGGACCAGAUGGUCUUUCGUCAGCUAGAGAAGUUGAAACUUAAUGCCGAAGAAUCCGCAAGGAAGCGGGCCACCCUUUUAAAGUCGGCGAAGCAUAAAUCCCGGGGAAACCAUGGAGCCGAUGGAGAUGAUUCGGAUGAGGGGGAUCUUGACGACGAGAUCUUCACUUUGUAUGUCGAAUUUCCACGCUUUGACCACCCCGUCGUCUGGUCUGACCACGAGUAUCCUCCGCCCCCGGUCUCGUCAUACCCUCACAAUGCACCUGCCAAUCCUAGCUCUGCGUUGAAACCUGCUCCGGAGGUUCGUUUUGGCCCCGGAAUCGAAGGUGCUGAUGGAGAGGGUGUGAUCAGAAUAUAUGACCCUGAAGUUGGGCAGACAGGCAAUCCAUGUGAAGACAAACACAGAAGACUCAUUCGUAGUCACCGUACCGGCAUCAUGGACCGAGACCUGAAACCAAAUCCAAAGAUCCGAGAUGAACUAAAUGCCAUUCUGUCGUACGAGCCAACGCAAGAUCUCACUGCCGAGGAAAAGGACCUUGUUUGGCGCUUCAGGUACUAUCUAACUCGUGAGAAACGAGCGUUGACCAAGUUUGUUAAGUCGAUUAAUUGGCGCGAUGCCGGUGAAUCACAUCAAGCGGUGGAAAUUCUUCCUAAGUGGACCGAAAUCGAUGUCGAUGAUGCUCUGGAGCUCCUUGGGCCAACGUUUGAUAACCCAGCAGUCCGUUCUUAUGCAGUUGAAAGGCUUCGGAAGGCCGAUGAUGAAGAGCUUCUCCUUUACCUCCUUCAGCUGGUACAGGCGCUAAAGUACGAGGACAAUUCCAACAAUGACAUAGAGGAUGCUGCCCAUGAUUCGUCACUGGCUAAUUUCCUGAUCACUCGUGCUGCAAAUAAUUUUAAGCUCGGAAGUUAUUUCCAUUGGUAUCUAAUGGUUGAAUGCGAUGACACCAGCCCCGGGACCCUAUCCACGCAGCGCAGACUCUUCGCUCGGGUAGAAUACUAUUUCAUGGCUGAUUUGGAACAAGUGCAUCCUGGGCAUCGGAAGACGCUGUUACGCCAGGGUGAGCUGGUUGCUGUGCUCUCCAAAAUCGCCAAGGACCUCAGGUUUUCGCGAGAUAACCGGCCACUGAAGAUUGAGAAACUCAAAAAGUACCUGAAAGACCCUAAAAAUGAGCUUGUGCACAUUGAGCCUCCAUUACCGCUGCCCUUAGAUCCAGAAAUAUCAGUCACAGGCUGUUUUCCGGACGAGACCAAUGUCUUUAAAUCUACCCUGUCUCCUCUCCUCAUCACCUUCAAGACAUCGGAAGGGCAGAAGUAUCCAAUCCUGUUCAAAGUCGGCGAUGAUCUUCGCCAGGACCAGCUCGUAAUACAGAUAAUCAUUCUAAUGGACCGUCUCCUGCAAAAGGAGAAUUUGGAUCUUAAACUGACACCCUAUCGAAUCCUUGCCACCAAUGCUACGGCAGGCGCCGUGCAGUUCAUCCCAUCAGCAUCCUUGUCUGCAAUCUCAGCCAAGCACAGGUCAGUCCUUGCAUAUCUCCAAGAAAACAACCCUGAUGAGAACGAACCACUUGGUGUCCGAAAGGAGACCAUGGAUACCUACAUAAAAUCCUGUGCCGGAUACUGCGUGAUUACAUACCUCCUUGGAGUCGGCGACAGACAUCUUGAGAAUCUUCUCCUCGCCCCAGAUGGCCAUUUCUUCCAUGCCGACUUCGGUUUCAUCCUAGGUCGAGACCCCAAACCAUUCGCUCCAAUGAUGAAGCUAUGCAAAGAAAUGGUCGAAGGAAUGGGCGGCACCACGUCUCCUCAUUACCUCCAAUUCAAGCAAUACUGCUUCACCGCGUACACCACGCUGCGCAAGUCGGCAAACCUUAUCCUCAACCUGUUCAGUCUAAUGGUCGACGCCAAUAUCCCCGAUAUCCGCGUUGAGCCGGAUAAGGCGGUACUCAAGGUCAAAGAGAGGUUUCAUCUGGAGAUGACGGAAGAGGAAGCUAUUCGUCAUUUUGAGCAACUCAUCGGUGACAGCGUGAAUGCUAUAUUCGGUGUGGUUAUUGACCGUCUUCAUGAGUUUGUUCAGGGUUGGAGAGCAUGA
Messenger RNA from Aspergillus bombycis, 2709 nucleotides. Its product is annotated as phosphatidylinositol 3-kinase VPS34. Gene Ontology annotation, molecular function: 1-phosphatidylinositol-3-kinase activity. Bases 1 to 2709 code for a protein of 902 amino acids. Gene Ontology annotation, cellular component: endosome; peroxisome; phosphatidylinositol 3-kinase complex, class III, type II. The transcript is spliced from 2 exons. The record is from RefSeq and is a predicted model, not a curated record. NCBI's taxonomy places the organism in Eukaryota, Fungi, Ascomycota, Eurotiomycetes, Eurotiales, Aspergillaceae. Gene Ontology annotation, biological process: phosphatidylinositol-mediated signaling; endocytosis; autophagy of peroxisome.